Eruca vesicaria subsp. sativa (arugula) is the source of this 651-nucleotide messenger RNA. NCBI's taxonomy places the organism in Eukaryota, Viridiplantae, Streptophyta, Magnoliopsida, Brassicales, Brassicaceae. The record is from the annotation of a GenBank genome assembly.
AUGGAUACCAUCUCUGAAAUACAGGAGGAGAAACCCUCGUUGCCGUUUAACGCAAGUCUUGAUCCUUCAAACCCACUAGGGCUUUUGGAGAGAGUUCUUGAAUUUAUUGGAAAAGAGAGUGAAUUUCUGUCGAAAGACACGGCGGAGAAAGAGAUCGCCACUGCUGUUACGGCCUCAAUGAAGAGGUUGAGGGAAGAAGCCAAGAAGGGUGAGGAGGAGAAAGAGAAGGCGGAGAAGGAAAGCUUGAAGCCUACGGAACCCAUGGAGGAUGAGAAGUUUAAGGGAAAAGUGAAUGUCAUCCCUGGUGAGGUUCCAAACAAAGGGAAUGGGCUUGAUCUUGAAAAGUACUCAUGGACACAGAAUCACAAGAACGUCACAAUCACCAUUCCAGUGCCUAGCGGCACCCUUCCACGGUAUGUUAGCUGUAAAAUCGACAGGUACCGUCUGAAAGUUUGUCUCAAUGGGAGUCAUAGAAUCAUAGAUGGAUCUCUUUUCGAUGCUGUGGAGCCUAGAGACUGCUUCUGGAAUCUUUAUGAGAAUGCCAUAAGGGUGCUCUUGACAAAGCAACAAAAGUAUGAGUGGUGGAAAUAUUGUGUGAAAGGGGAACCUGAGAUUGACACUCAGAAAGUUAAACCAAGGCUGGAUGAUUGA